Molecule: messenger RNA, 589 nt
Organism: Penaeus vannamei (Pacific white shrimp)
Lineage: Eukaryota; Metazoa; Arthropoda; Malacostraca; Decapoda; Penaeidae
Source: RefSeq, a predicted model, not a curated record
AUAUUGUUAGAAUUAUUAUAUCGUGCACCCACAAGUAAUGUGAAAGAACCAUCGCUUCACCUUGUUCCUUCUCUCGCCUCGCUCAGCCCGAGGUAAGCGUGACUGCCAUCAUGCAGAUCUUCGUCAAAACCCUAACGGGGAAGACCAUCACCCUUGAGGUCGAGCCUUCAGAUACUAUCGAAAAUGUGAAGGCCAAGAUCCAGGAUAAGGAGGGAAUUCCCCCAGACCAACAGCGUCUCAUCUUUGCUGGCAAGCAGCUUGAAGAUGGUCGCACUCUGUCUGACUACAACAUCCAGAAAGAAUCAACUCUUCACUUGGUACUGCGCCUUCGUGGUGGUGCCAAGAAGCGCAAGAAGAAGAAUUACACUACCCCCAAGAAGAUUAAGCACAAGCAUAAGAAGGUUAAGCUUGCUGUGCUGAAGUACUAUAAGGUGGAUGAUAAUGGCAAGAUCACCCGCCAGCGCCGUGAGUGUCCCAGUGAGGAAUGUGGUGCUGGUGUGUUCAUGGCCAACAUGUUUGAUCGUCAGUACUGUGGAAGAUGCCACCUGACUUUUGUCUUUAAUAAGCCAGAAUAAAGUUGAUGGUAUUA